Messenger RNA from Cannabis sativa, 1596 nucleotides. RefSeq lists its product as uncharacterized. The record is from RefSeq and is a predicted model, not a curated record. The transcript has 3 exons. Bases 1 to 1596 code for a protein of 531 amino acids. Lineage: Eukaryota; Viridiplantae; Streptophyta; Magnoliopsida; Rosales; Cannabaceae.
AUGAGAAGUCAAGGUCCAAUUGCCAGAUUACCUGUUGACCCUGAGAUAGAAAAGACUUGUAGAAGACACAAAAGAAGGAGAAAAUUGGAAAGAGCGGCACUAGAGAUUGAACAAGAAGGAGUCAUGGCUCACAACGCCAAAAAUAACAAUGGGAACAACGGAGGAGGCGUAGAAGACCAGGCUAAUGGACACAACAAUAAUGACUGUAGCCUAAGGGAUUACUUGCUUCCUAACAUGACAGGGGCCCGAUCUUGUAUGAGGCCACCUGCUGUUGACGCCAACACUUUUGAAAUCAAGCCAGCCAUACUGCAGAUGGUCCAAUCUUCAGUCCAGUUUGGGGGACUGCCGUCAAAAGACCCAAACAUGCACCUCGCCAACUUCGAAGAACUGUGCCAGACAUUCAAGAUGAACGGAGGCACAAAACCCAACAACGACGCCAUCAGACUAAGGCUGUUCCCAUUCUCAUUAAGGGAACGAGCCAAAAGUUGGUUUAUUUCUUUACCAACUCAUUCUAUCAACACUUGGGAGGAAUUGGCCCUGAAAUUCCUAUCCAAGUUCUUCCCUCCUGCAAAGAUUGCCAAGCUGAGAGCUGAUAUCAACAACUUCACCCAGCAGGACAGUGAAUCUCUUUAUGAAGCAUGGGAGAGAUUCAAGGACUUACAUAGAAAGUGCCCUAAUCAUGGGAUUGAGAAGUUGCUGCAAGUGCACAACUUUUACAAUGGAUUGAUGAAUGAAACCCGAACACUCAUAAAUGUCGUUACCGAUGGAGCUUUCAUGAGGAAAAGUGCUAAUGAGGCCUUUGAAUUACUUGAAGAGAUGGCCAUGACUAACCACAAUGGUCAACAGAAAGAGGUCCAUCUAAAAAAGUUGCAGGUAGAGGCCCUAACAAAAUUGAUGGCUAUUCAAGUAAAACAAGCUCAAGUGGUCUGUGAGCUAUGUGGAGGUCCUCAUCCCUAUUCAAAAUGUCAAGAAGAUGUAAAUGAUUUGCCAAUGGAUGAAGCAAAAGCCAUUGGAAAUUACUCUCAAAAUAACAACUAUAGGUUUAAUCAAGGAGGAAAUCGAAGUAAUAAUGGGUUCUAUCAACAGAGAAAUCAGAACCAGUCACAGAACCAACAACAGACUCAGCAACAAAGCUCGAGUGGAAAUUGUGGUCUUCAGACAGAUUUUUUAUUGCAAUUCAUGACAGAGACGAGAUCUUCCAUUAAAGACUUGCAAACUCAGAUGGGGCAAAUAGCAACUCAGAUAGCAACUCGUCCUCAGGGAAACUUGCCUAGUACAACUAAAGUGAAUCCUAAAGAAAACUGCAAGGCAAUCACCCUGCGAAGUGGAAAGAAAUAUGAGGGGCCUGAUAUGGUACAACCAGUGGAUGAAGAAAUUAAAGAUCAACCGGCACCAACCCUAACAACAAUAGAGCAGAAGACUACUGAUGGUCUUCAGCAAAAAGAAACUUCUCCCCCUAUCAGCAUUGACCAUCACAUCAAAAUUCCUUAUCCUCAAAGACUUCAGAAGAAUAAGAUAGAUAAGCAGUUUUCAAAAUUCCUUGAAAUAUUCAAGAAACUGCAUAUCAACAUCCCAUUCAUAGAGGCUUUGGAAUAG